AUGACCGGAGUAAAACAAGAAUACAUCCUUUCGCCCCUAAUGUUCAAUGUGCUUCUCGAUGAGGUUAUGCGCAAAGCAGCAUCCACACCGAAGGGAGUACAAUGGCUCCUAAUAAAUCAUGUUGAGAUCCUAGAAUAUGGUGAUGAGAUUUCUCUGCUGGCCCAUACACAUUCAGAAAUGCAGGCAAAGAUCAACAAUUUGCAAUGUAAGGCAGCAGAGGUAGGAUUCAAAAUAAACAUCAUUAAAACCAAGACGCUUCGUACAAACACAACAAAUCAGGUCCUGUUCAUUGUCCACUCCAGACCAAUAGAAGAUGUGGCAAAUUUCAAUUGCUUUGGCAGUAUCAUAACCAGAUUAGGAGGUGCUAAAAAAGAUAUAGAAAACAGAUUGAAACUAGCUAGAAUGGCGUUUGGAGUUAAUACAGAAUCAGAACAAAGAAGAUUGGAAGGACAGGUGUUUGUAAGAAAUGAUUAA
This is a messenger RNA of Condylostylus longicornis, 474 nucleotides long. RefSeq lists its product as uncharacterized. The transcript is spliced from 2 exons. NCBI's taxonomy places the organism in Eukaryota, Metazoa, Arthropoda, Insecta, Diptera, Dolichopodidae. Bases 1 to 474 code for a protein of 157 amino acids. The record is from RefSeq and is a predicted model, not a curated record.